AUGGCUGAGAGUGUGAGAGAAUCAAUAAAAGAACAAAUCUCUAUGUUUGAUGAGAAAAUGAUAAGUGCUCAAAGGGCUGCAAGGAGUGAAAACUGGAGGGAAUUCAAGAAAAUCUUUAAAGUUGACAGGAUGCGGUUACUUGAUCCCCUUGACUUGUUUGGAAACACUGCCAUCCACAUUGCAACUCACUCUGAUAAUCCAAAUCUCUUGCAGGAACUUCUGGAGUUGCUUCCUCGACAAGAAAGGUGGCGCGUGAUGAGGAUGGGGAAUUGUGUGAAUAACACUCUUCUGCAUGAGAUAGUCUUUUGCACAACGGUUGACAUGGCUGGUGUUGUGUUCAAGUUGGAGAAGGAGCUGCAGCAAGAAGUAGAAUCAUAUGAUCCCCUUGUAGAAGUAAGAAAUGACUCUGGUGAAUCCCCUUUGUUCAGGGCUGCUAAGCUUGGAAAGCUGAAGAUGCUUAAAUAUAUGGCAAAUCAUGUGGUUGGUGACAUAAGAAGUCAUUUUGUAAGAUUUGAUAGAUGUUCCAUUCUUCAUGCUUGCAUUCUUGGUCAAUUCUUUGAUGUUGCUAUUUGGUUAUUGAAAUUGGAUGGAAAUUUGGCUCAACACAAGGAUAUGGAUGGGUUGACAUGUCUUCAACUUCUUGCCAACAUGCCUCUUGUUUUUCGGAGCCAAACCCGGUCCUCAAUGGGAGCAGUGAAGAACCUUGUAUAUUAUUUGCUUCCAGAUGAAGGAUAUGAAAUUGAUGAUGAUUAUGAUGAGAAGGGGGAGGAGGAGGAAGAGAGUGUUGUGUUCAGAUUGAGAACAGAUUUAGAAAGUGGUCCACUGGACAAGGCAAAGCAACCUGUUCACCAAUUUGCAGCUUUUUCAAGGAUCAAUUAUGCUAUUUGGAAAAUUCUUGCUGAAGGCAUCUGA
This is a messenger RNA of Arachis duranensis, 912 nucleotides long. RefSeq lists its product as uncharacterized. The transcript has 5 exons. Bases 1 to 912 code for a protein of 303 amino acids. Gene Ontology annotation, molecular function: protein binding. The record is from RefSeq and is a predicted model, not a curated record. NCBI's taxonomy places the organism in Eukaryota, Viridiplantae, Streptophyta, Magnoliopsida, Fabales, Fabaceae.